Molecule: messenger RNA, 780 nt
Organism: Striga hermonthica
Lineage: Eukaryota; Viridiplantae; Streptophyta; Magnoliopsida; Lamiales; Orobanchaceae
Source: the annotation of a GenBank genome assembly
AUGCCAGCAGUAGUACAGUUCUCUACCACCUUCUCACCCUUACUACCUCUCCACAGACACAACAAUGAUUCUACCAAGAAACACUCUACAUAUUUUAUCAAAUCCGCAAAGCCCAUCAAUUAUUACACUCACUCAAGAGCAAAGCUUGAAUAUUUACGCAAAUACAGGUUCUGGGCAGCUGCUUGGAGGGAUAAAUUGUCAUUUUCAGGAUUGGGCAGGGGCAAAAAUGGGAUUAUCUUGAGUAGGGGUAGGAGGGUUGUGUUGGUGAAAUCAAAUAAUGGGCUCAAGGGUUUUGGCGGUGGCGGCGGCGGAGCCGGCGGCGGUGGUGGUGGUGGUGGGAAAAUUGACGGUGAAACUGCAAGGGUAUUGGGAAAUCUAGCUUUGGCAAUUUUCUUGACUUAUCUCACUAUGAAUGGGCAGUUGGGUUGGCUUCUUGAUGCUGUUGUUUCCAUUUGGCUUAUUGCAGUGCUUGUGCCAAUUGUUGGAAUAGGAGCUUUAGUGUGGUGGACGAGUCGAGUUAUAGUCCACAGCAACUGCCCUAACUGCGGAAAUGAAUUUCAAGUUUUCAAAUCCUUGAAUGAUGAGGUCAAAUUGUGUCCAUUCUGUAGUCAGCCCUUCUCAGUGGAAGGCGAUAAGUUUGUGCGAGACCCAGUGACAUUUUCCAACGAAUCAACGACUUUUGAUCAAGAAUUCAACAAAUUCUCUCCUCGAACAAAGAAAGGCAAAAAAUCGCCUGGUUCUGUAGUGGAUGUCGAAGCAAAAAUAAGAGAUGCAGAUUGA